Molecule: messenger RNA, 1290 nt
Organism: Passer montanus (Eurasian tree sparrow)
Lineage: Eukaryota; Metazoa; Chordata; Aves; Passeriformes; Passeridae
Product: collagen alpha-2(I) chain-like
Exons: 4
Coding region: 181-1290 (369 amino acids)
Source: RefSeq, a predicted model, not a curated record
CUGGGUCUCUGCGGGUUUUGGGGGGCACAAACAGCCUGGGAAACCCUGGGAAACCCUGGAAAAACCCUGGGAAAACCCUGGGAAACCCUGGGAAACCCUGGCCAACCUCGCCCUGCUGCCGGGUGCGGCACCCCACGCCGUUUUCCCGUGUUUAUUUAUUUAUUUUUUUUUUCCCCUGGGAUGAAGCAGCGUCCUGUUUGUCCCGGCGGGUUUGUGGGGCAGGGCAGGGACGGGCAGGAUCGGGCGGAGCUGCCCCGGCCUCCCACCUGCUGGGCUGGGAUCCCACUGGGAUCUGUGUGGGAAGGGGGGGAACAGGCAGGAAUCCCACAGGGAUCCCUGCAGAAAGGGGAAAGAGGGCAGGAAUCCCAACAAAUCCAUGUGGGAAAGGCAGGAAUCCCACAGGGAUCAAUGUGGGAAGAGGCAGGAAUCUCAAAUGGAGCAGGGAGGGGCAGGAAUCCCACAGGGAUCCCUGCAGAAAGGGGAAAGAGGGCAGGGAUCCCACAGGGAUUGAUGGGGAAGGGGAGAAGGGGCAGGAAUCCCUGGCAGAUCCCUGUGGGCAGGGCAGGGAUCCCUCGCGCGCCCUGCGGCCGGGGCCGUGCCCUGAGGCUGUGCCCCGCUCCGCGCGGUCCCGCCCGGUCACUGCUGGCGUUCCAGGCCGCGCUGGGGCUGACGACCCGGGCAGGGCACGGCAAGGCCGGGGCCCGAUGCCAGCAGCGCUUUGCACCUCUCCCCACGCAUCGCGGCCCCGAGCAGGGCUUUGGGCACAGCCCCAGCGCGGCCCCACCGGCACCGGCCCCGGCCCGGCCCAGCGCGGCCCCGCCAUGGCGGCCUCGCCCCGCUCCGGGCCGACCGUCGCCAUGGCAACCGCUGAGGGGCGAAGGGGCGGUGCCGCUGCCCCGCAGCGAUUGGUGCGCGCCGCUGCCACUCAAGCGCGCGAACCCUGCACGUCGUUUCAUUGGUUUGGGCAGCUGUCACUCAGUGAUGGCGUUGCGCGCUAUCGGGUGGGUGUGCUGUCAAUCAAUCACGGAGAGGGGCGAGCCGUGCUUCUCUGUUUCUGAUUUCUCAUUGGCUGGGGUGCGCCGAGCGCGAGGGCCGCCCGCGCCUCCUCGCGGGCCCAUUGGUCACUUCGCCUGCCAAUCAAAGCGGCGCCGGGGAGGCGGGAGGAACUCUCCGCCGCCCGCUUCCCAUUGGCCCGCGCCGCGCUCUCGCCUGCCCUCGCUGCUGAUGAAAUCGCAGCCGGCAGCGUUGGAGUCUUUGGACCUUCCCAUGCUCGGGACCUUUGACUCAUAA